AUGUCCCAAAGUAAUAACACCAAGAGAAAAGUAGCAUACACUAAAAGACCAUCCUCUCAAGAAGGUGGUGAAUCAUCAUACAAUGUAGGCAUUUCGAAGCAAGAAAUCGAAAAGAGAGUCAAACACAUCAGCGAAAUGUUCUCAGAUUGGAAAAAAGCCGAUAUCGAAAGAUGUCUCCAAGAGAAUAACUAUGAUGUGAAUCUUGUUGUACAAAUGAAGGUCGAAGGAAAAGAAGAUUGGACAACCGUAGAGAAGAAAGAAACUAGAACACAAAAGCCACAAAAAGGAAGAGGCGGACGUGGUGGUCGUGGAGGUUCUACUCGUGGUGCUUCUUCUCAAAAUAAUCAGCACGAUGGCUCUUCUUCUGCAAGAUCUAACAACUCACAACACCCAUCAGGAGGUUCUACUUCUUUGAAUGAUAAAACAAACAAGAAAAAACCAACUAAGCAAGACAAAGUAACUUCUUCUGAAGUGCGUACAUUCUCUACUCCUGAAAACCAAACAACAACAACAACCGAACAAACACAAGCACCAACACAACAUAAGCUUUCAUACAGUGAAGCUGCUGCUGCAAGUAAAAGAAAGGAAGAAGAAGACAAGAAGAGACAAGAAGAGGAACAAAAGAAACUUGAAGAGCAAGCUAAAGCCCAAAAAGAGGAAUUGAAGAGUGAACGAAUUCAACGAAAGAAGAAUAAGAAGACAAAGGCACCAAAGGAUGAUGCUAGAGAAGAACCUUCUGCUCCAGUGGUACAAGAACAGCCACAACAACCACAACAAGUCGUUGAAGAAUCAGUUGUAGAGGAGGAAGUACCAGAAGAAGAGUUAACCCAUGAAGAAGCUGAACAACAUCAUGUCGAAGAGACUCACCAUCAUCAACCACAACAACCAACAGCAACCACAACAGCAACAUCAUCAGCAACCACAAGCUCAUAUUCAACCUUCCCAACCAAUUCAACAACCUGUUCAAACACCUCAAAACUUCCAAUCCAACUUUGA
Molecule: messenger RNA, 996 nt
Organism: Naegleria lovaniensis
Lineage: Eukaryota; Heterolobosea; Eutetramitea; Acrasida; Naegleriidae
Exons: 1
Coding region: 1-996 (331 amino acids)
Molecular function (GO): ubiquitin binding
Source: RefSeq, a predicted model, not a curated record